AUCGGUAGAGAGCGCAUUGAUAACUACAGUGAGUUAUAUAUAUAUAAUUUUGGUUAAGUUUACAAUUUUAUCUAACGUGAUUGUUUUAAUUAAGCAAAAUAAAUUGUCGACCAUAAUUUAUGAAUAAGUAGAAUUAUGCAAAAUGUUUUAUCACAUAAUUAAUAAAUGCAUGCUGAGAUCGUCUUAUAGAAUAAAUCAUUUUAAGAUUCAUAUAAAAUUCUUAUGUCAAAUUCCAAUAAAAGAAAAACAAACUCUACAACAGAAAAGUCCUACAAUCAAAAAUAAAAACGUAACAGAAUCGAAGUAUCCUGAAUAUGAAAUAAUCUAUAGAUUUCCUUAUAUAAAAUAUAUAUGUCUUUUUCAUAAAUCUAAGCGAAAUAUGUUAAUAACCAGUGGUCUAAUGAUACCACUAAUGUUUUUUUUAUCUCAAGAAAAUAUAAUAUCCGAGAUACCUGCCACCUUUACAUCAAUUAUUGUAAGUGGAUUCGCAUUGUCACUGUACUUGACUGGAAAACUUUUUUCCAAUCAAAUUGGUAUUAUAUAUUUCAAGGAUAACGAAUCUAUAAGAAUUGCAUAUGUGAAUGAAUGGGGCAAAAGGAUAGACAUUGAUACUUCGAUUAAUGAUAUUAAGCCACUUGAAAGCCUUUCUUCUUCAAUAGCAAAUAAACAUUUUAAAAAUAUAUAUAUUGGAUCACUUAAACAUCCACUCAAGCUAUACGUAAAUUACGGUAUAAUCAGUAAUAAAGAAAAACUUGUAAGUGUAUUUGGUGAUUAUGAAUAAUAUCUAUAUAUUUAAAUCUUAAAUUUAAUGAUUGAUGUACAUAUUAAGAUAUCUAAAUAUAUCUGGUUAAACAAAA
This is a messenger RNA of Vespula pensylvanica (western yellowjacket), 857 nucleotides long. RefSeq names its product transmembrane protein 186. The record is from RefSeq and is a predicted model, not a curated record. Lineage: Eukaryota; Metazoa; Arthropoda; Insecta; Hymenoptera; Vespidae. Gene Ontology annotation, cellular component: mitochondrion. Bases 143 to 781 code for a protein of 212 amino acids. The transcript has 2 exons.